GUUUGAUCAUCCCGGAAAGGUUCUCUUUUGCAUUCAUGCGACGUUGAAGAUCUCUAUUGCUUGAUUGAGUACACUCUACUACUGCAUUCCGGUUCUGUGAGUUGCUCAUGAGGAUUGUGAGUGAGGAUUGAGCAACCAUAGGCUAUACAGAGUAUCACAGAAUGGCUUCAGGACUCAAAAAGUCCUGCAUUGUUGCCUUUCUGGCUAUUGCCACCUGCACAGCUUCACCUGCGCUUGCUCCUGCUCCUCUUGCGUCAGGACAGUCGAUGUUGUCCGACCCUUCCAAUCCCAAGACAAACAAUCCUGCAAUUACGGGACAAAGCUUUCCAAAGGGUGGCGGAGAUCGCGUAUCAGCACCUGAAGCGCAAGCACUGAAGCCUGGAUAUCACAUCACAGCGGCAAUGGGAUGGAUGAAUGACCCCAACGGCAUGUUUCAGAACAAGGCCGGCAUUUAUCAUGUGUUCUACCAGUGGAAUCCUGAGGCGCCCAUCUGGGGAGCGCCAUAUUGGGGCCACGUCAUCUCCAAGGACAUGGUGCAUUGGGAGCGCAUGCCGCCAGCACUCGUCCCAGACACUGACUAUGACUAUGAUGGAGUCUUCAGCGGAUCUGCUAAUUUGCUCGAGGACGGCACACCCAUCCUCUUCUACACAGGGGUGUCCAACUUCAGCGAGCUGAAGUACUACAAGCAGGUGCAGGCCACGGCUGUGCCGGUGAACGCCUCGGACCCCAGGCUGAAGCUGUGGAAAAAGUCCCCCAGCAAUCCUAUUAUCAGUCAGCCCCCGCCCGAUGGCACCCUGGCUCAAUUCAGAGACCCAGUCUCUGCCUGGAAGCAGGAUGGGCUCUGGUACACUGUCAUCGGCAGCCUGGAAUCUUGUUUUGGGACGGCUGCGCUGUAUUCCUCUCCGGACUUCCAGACGUGGCAGCCUGCUGGCCAGUGGGCAUCCCAGGCUUCGGUCGGGCAGGCAAAUGCAGGGCAGUGCGUGGCGCCGGCAUUGGCGCAGCCGGGGGUGGGGCAGUGUGAUCAAGUUGGCGCAGUCUGCCGCAUGUGGGAGUGUCCCGACACAUUCCAGCUCGGCAAUGAUACCUGGGUCUUUAAGUGGAGCGACCAGUCCAAGACGCGUGACCCCUUUGCAAUGGACUGGUACAUUCUGGGGACGUCAGCCACCUUUCUGGGAAACCGCAGCCAGGGCAACAUCAGCAGCAGAGGGGAGGACACCUCCAGAUUCCAGUCCACACUGCAGAAUACCCCACAGUCGGUGGAUUACGGCAGCAUUUAUGCGAGCAAGACAUUUGCGACCAGCGACGGGCGACGCGUGCUGCUGGGCUGGGUGUUUGAGACUAGCGCUGGCUGCGUGGAGCAGUGCUCUGCUGGCACCAACUUUACAGACAGCCUGGGGUGGCAGGGAGCGCAGACGCUGCCCAGGGAGGUGACAUUGGACAUGGACUCCCGAGCGCUCAUCAUGAACCCCGUGCAGGAGCUCACUCUGCUGCGUUCGACUUUGCUGUAUAACAAAUCCGCUGUCACAUUGCCCAGCAAUGGCUCACAGGAGCUCAACCUGACGCAGUCAAGCAGCAUGGGGAGGCAGACUGAAAUCAUGGCUGCCUUUGCUGUUGCGGCAAACGGCAGCCAGGGCGGACAGCAGCCGUUCAGCAUCGGCAUCCAGCUCAGCACUGGGCAGGGGACAUUUACUCAGAUCACCGUCAAUGGAACGGCCGCUGCCAUUGCCAAUGGAAGCCUCAACAUUGCACAGGCGGGAGUGUAUGUGGAUCGAUCCAAGAGCGGCGGCCACACCAAUACCACCACCCAAGGGGGCCCCAUACCGCUGCCCGCCUCUGGCCUCUCAGUCCCUGCAGCCACGCUGCGAAUUUUUGUCGACCACUCUCUGCUCGAGGUAUAUGCGCUGGAUGGGCGGGGGAGGGUGACCAGCAGGAUCUACCCAGCCGGCAUGGAAGACAGCUGGAAUGUGUCGGUGUUCGGCGCUUUUGGCGCGGCACCGGCCACGGUCGACGCGAGCGUGUGGGAGAUGGGUUCUGCUUUUGACCCCAAGCAGGCAAAGGCUUGCUGCUGA
Molecule: messenger RNA, 2069 nt
Organism: Coccomyxa subellipsoidea C-169
Lineage: Eukaryota; Viridiplantae; Chlorophyta; Trebouxiophyceae; Coccomyxaceae
Exons: 13
Coding region: 162-2069 (635 amino acids)
Biological process (GO): carbohydrate metabolic process
Molecular function (GO): hydrolase activity, hydrolyzing O-glycosyl compounds
Source: RefSeq, a predicted model, not a curated record